CAGUCCGCUCAGCGCACGCAGGGCAGGCGGCGGUGGCCGGGGCUAGGAGCAGGUCCGUGCCGCUCGCCUGGGCCAGCUGCAGCUCUAUCAGGGCGGCGGCGGCCGGGGGGAGGCCGCGGCGCGCGCGGGUCCGCCGUUCCGUGUGUGCGCGCGCGCUGGGGGGAGAACGGGCCGCGCUCCGGGCGCAGCCUCCCCUGCGCUCAGGCCUGUAGCGCUAGUAAUCGCGGCCGCCUGUUGUCUGUGUUUUGCAGCGACCCAAAAUGGAGUAUGAGUGGAAACCCGACGAGCAGGGGCUCCAGCAGAUCCUGCAGCUGCUCAAGGAGUCGCAGUCCCCGGACACCACCACGCAGAGAGCGGUGCAACAAGUAUCCUUGGCCGGGUCCGGGGCCUACCGCAGAGCCGGGGUCGCUGCCUGCCGCGCCGAGGCCGAGCCACUCAGGCGCAGUUCGCUCUUUCCACGGGUUCCGGCUCCGCUUCUUCUUCGGUCCCGCGGGGGAAGGACGGAUAGGGGCUUCCCGGGUUUGGGGAGCCGGGGCGUGAGGGGCGCGGCGAAGCUCCCGGGGAAGGGGAGAGGGAGCGGUGGCUUCUCCGGGUUUCAGGCCCCGCUCGAUGAGGAGGGAGCCGCCACAGCGCUGCGAGCGGCUGGAGAGGCCAGCGAGCUGGGGGGCGCUGUUGGCCCAACCCCCGCCCAGGCGCUGAGGUGGGCGGCAGUGGCGCGGGGUUUGAACCGCCGAGGGAACCCGUGGGCGGUAAUGUUACUCACCUCCCCCUCCUGGCCCCCGGCCCGAGCACCUGUUGCAAGCCGGGAGCUAAGUGGAGCUUUUCUUUUUAAAGCCUUGGCCGGGCCAUGCCGCUCUGGUGUCUCCCACUUUCCCGGGUUAUCCCACGCUGGGCCUCUGCCAGCCCCCAGCUGCAGCAGCGCGGAGCUCGCCUUCCUGGAGGGCUGCCUACGGCCGUGCACAGGCCUCUUUCCAUAGAGGGCGUGGGUGGAUCCCGCCAACAGGGCUGGGGGCAGGCUUGACACAGGGUUUCUAGUUGAGAAAUGCUGCUCCACCCCCAGCCCUGCCUGGCGGGGCUAAACUCUGUGAUGUCUCUAGUCCGCUCUUUUCUCGGGAGUCAGCCAUGGAAGAAGGGAGGAGGCUCAUUUAGCAGGACAUGUGGUACCAGCAUCUCUGUCAGAGUGCCCCCAUCUUUUGUGUAUGCGUGGUGGAUCUGGGGGAGAGGGGCCCUGUUUCAUGUCCUAGUGCCUUCAUAGAUAAUGGAACAAGCAUAAUCUGGUGGCGGUAGUCGCUGGCAAGCAUAUUUCUAUUGGCCUCUUCAAUCUAUGGAUGAAAGUUCAGGUUUUCCACACUGUGAAAACAGUACUUUGUUUGCAAGGAAGACUUUUGAAAGAGUUAAUUGUUAUAUGGUAAACCAGGGAAGGUCACCUGCCAAGGAAAAAUUGAUUUUUUUGUUUGUUUCUUUGAUACUUGAAAAAAACAAAAAAAAAAAAAAAAACCCAACCAAGUACUUUUUGCAUUGCUUGUAUUUUUAUAUUAGCAGUUCUGAUUUUGUGCACUCUGAAAGUCUCCAACGACUAUAGAAGUGGAGUGAUUAUUCAGACCAGCAAAACCUUGGGCAGGAAAAUGUUUUUGUUAAGAUUCAUCAUCCCCUUCUCCUUUCAUGAAGAUACAAAAUACUGAGAUAUGUAGGAAGCCUUUCAGAAAAAAACAGGUUUCAUUUCUUUUCAUUCAGUUUGCUUAAAAUGGAAUUAAUAGCUGUCUGCUGUGCUGUGACACUCCAGCAUAUGCCAUACAUUAAAGAUGUACUCUGCUGGUGUUGGCCCUAAUGAACCCACACGGUCCCUGAGUGGUCUCAUAUUGAAGAAUAAUGUGAAAGCGCAUUUUCACAACUUUCCAAAUGGAGUAACGGACUUCAUCAAGAGUGAAUGUCUAAACAACAUUGGUGACUCCUCCCCAUUAAUUAGAGCAACUGUAGGCAUUCUGAUUACAACCAUUGCCUCUAAGGGGGAAUUGCAGAAUUGGCCUGAACUCUUACCAAAGCUUUGCAGCCUCUUGGAUUCUGAAGACUACAAUACCUGUGAGGGUGCAUUUGGAGCUCUUCAGAAGAUAUGUGAAGAUUCUGCUGAAAUCUUAGAUAGUGAUGUAUUAGAUCGACCCCUCAAUAUCAUGAUCCCUAAAUUUUUACAGUUCUUCAAACACAGCAGUCCAAAAAUAAGGUCCCAUGCUGUUGCAUGCGUCAAUCAGUUUAUCAUCAGUAGAACUCAAGCUCUUAUGUUGCACAUUGAUUCUUUUAUUGAGAAUCUCUUUGCAUUGGCUGGAGAUGAGGAGCCUGAAGUACGCAAAAAUGUGUGUCGGGCUUUGGUGAUGCUGCUGGAAGUUCGAAUGGAUCGCCUGCUUCCUCAUAUGAUUAGUAUAGUUGAGUACAUGCUUCAGAGGACUCAGGACCAAGAUGAAAAUGUGGCUUUGGAGGCGUGCGAGUUUUGGCUGACUUUGGCUGAGCAGCCAAUUUGUAAAGAUGUGCUAUGUCGGCAUCUUACUAAGUUGAUACCUGUGUUAGUAAAUGGUAUGAAGUACUCAGAAAUAGAUAUUAUUCUGCUGAAGGGGGAUGUUGAAGAAGAUGAAGCUAUUCCAGAUAGUGAACAGGACAUAAGGCCUCGUUUUCAUCGUUCACGGACAGUGGCUCAGCAGCAUGAAGAAGAUGGUAUUGAGGAAGAUGACGACGAUGAUGAUGAGCUUGAUGAUGAUGAUACUAUUUCUGAUUGGAAUUUAAGGAAGUGUUCUGCUGCUGCACUAGAUGUCCUUGCCAAUGUAUUUCGUGAUGAACUGCUGCCACACAUUUUGCCCCUUUUGAAAGAACUGCUGUUUCAUCCAGAAUGGGUGGUUAAAGAAUCAGGUAUCCUGGUUCUAGGAGCAAUUGCUGAAGGUUGCAUGCAGGGUAUGAUUCCAUAUCUUCCUGAACUAAUCCCUCACCUUAUUCAGUGCCUCUCUGAUAAAAAGGCUCUUGUGCGCUCCAUUACAUGCUGGACUCUUAGCCGCUAUGCACACUGGGUAGUUAGUCAACCCCCAGAUACGUACUUGAAGCCAUUAAUGACAGAGUUGCUAAAACGUAUCCUCGAUAGCAACAAGAGAGUACAAGAAGCUGCCUGCAGUGCCUUUGCUACUCUAGAAGAGGAGGCUUGUACAGAGCUUGUUCCUUACCUUGCAUAUAUACUUGACACUCUGGUCUUCGCAUUUAGUAAAUACCAGCAUAAGAAUCUUCUCAUCCUUUACGAUGCCAUAGGAACUUUAGCAGAUUCUGUAGGACAUCAUCUAAACAAACCAGAAUAUAUUCAGAUGCUAAUGCCUCCACUAAUCCAGAAAUGGAACAUGUUGAAGGAUGAGGAUAAAGAUCUCUUCCCUUUGUUAGAGUGCCUGUCUUCGGUUGCCACUGCCUUGCAAUCUGGUUUCCUUCCAUACUGUGAACCCGUGUAUCAGCGUUGUGUAAACCUGGUACAGAAGACUCUUGCACAAGCCAUGUUGCACAAUGCUCAGCCAGACCAAUACGAGGCACCAGAUAAAGACUUCAUGAUUGUGGCUCUUGAUUUACUCAGUGGCUUAGCUGAAGGACUUGGAGGCAACAUUGAACAGCUAGUGGCUCGCAGUAAUAUCUUGACACUAAUGUACCAGUGCAUGCAGGAUAAAAUGCCUGAGGUACGACAGAGUUCUUUUGCCUUGUUAGGUGACCUGACAAAGGCAUGCUUUCAGCAUGUUAAACCUUGCAUAGCUGAUUUCAUGCCGAUUUUGGGAACCAACCUAAAUCCUGAGUUCAUUUCUGUGUGCAACAAUGCUACAUGGGCAAUUGGAGAAAUCUCCAUUCAAAUGGGUAUAGACAUGCAGCCUUAUAUUCCUAUGGUGUUGCACCAGCUUGUAGAAAUCAUUAACAGACCCAACACACCAAAGACGUUGUUAGAGAACACAGCAAUAACAAUUGGUCGUCUUGGUUACGUUUGUCCUCAAGAGGUGGCCCCCAUGCUACAGCAGUUUAUAAGACCCUGGUGUACCUCUCUGCGGAACAUAAGGGACAAUGAGGAAAAGGAUUCUGCUUUCCGUGGGAUUUGUACCAUGAUCACAGUCAACCCUAGUGGAGUAGUCCAAGACUUUAUAUUUUUUUGUGAUGCUGUUGCAUCGUGGAUUAGUCCAAAAGAUGAUCUCCGAGACAUGUUCUGUAAGAUCCUUCAUGGAUUUAAAAAUCAAGUUGGGGAUGAAAAUUGGAGGCGUUUCUCUGACCAGUUUCCUCUUCCCUUAAAAGAGCGCCUUGCAGCUUACUAUGGAGUUUAACCUCAUGUAUUCAAACUGCAGUCCCAUAAUUAGGGGUCCUUCAGUCUAGGAGACUAUGAGGGAGCCUCUGCACCCAGGGAAAAUGUUACCCUUUACUGGGGGGAAGGGUAAACCAGUAGGGAAUACAGUACAAUCCCAAGCCUACUGGGAGGGGCGGGAGGGAGGUGUUGCCGUCACUGUAUUAAGUCGAUGUUGGGAAACGUUUUAACAUCUGGAGCCUUUGUGGGUGGAAAUCUGUCUCCUAUUACAACUCUGCACUGGAUGUGAAGAAGCAAAAAAGAGAAUCUAUUCACAAAACAGCACAGUCUGGAAUAUUAUGGGGAAUUGUACCAAAACAAGAACCAUAUAAUUGAACCAUAGGGAUACGUAAAGAGGAAAACUAUUCUGCGCACAAUAAAGGAAACCUAAGAAUGGGGGUGGGGGUUUACAAAAAGCCUUUGACUGUUUAAGUAAGGGUUUUCUCAUUAUUUCAUCCUGCUUGAUGGGAUUCCUAGGUAUUUGCAUGUUAAUGAAGAACUACACAAAUGAAGUUAGUACAGUUAAAAUGCAGCUUGCUACCUGUAUUAGGAACUGGCACCUGCAGUGUACAAUAUAGAAACCCCAUAAUAAAGGUUUAACUUUAACAAAAUGAAGCAACUUGCAAGAUGCCAAAUGAGUCACUCCUUUCAUUUUUUGGGUGGGGGGAGGGGCAUUUCAAAGGAAAGAUUGACAUCUUAAUUUUACAUUAAAAACUUUAGUGGAUAUGAUUUGAUGGUUGUACUUCAUUAGAUUUAAUUUCAAGAGUAAGGCAUUAUUCUUAACAUGCAGUUUAAGGUUCAGGCAUGCAUUCUGGCUCCUAGUGAUCAGAAGUAAUUUAAAUUAGUGGGAAAGUAGCAUGCUUGCAUCACAUAGAGUGAGAUUGGUAUACUUUUACUUAUGUUGCGCCAGUUUUGUGUUGCAGUUUACCAAUUUAAUAUAGCCCUGCAUUUAAAAAUCCUUUUUUAAAGAUUCUGUGGAUUUUUAUUUUUAUUAAGAAUAUAGAUAUAAAGUACUGUAGUUUACAAUUAGGCCUUGAAAUAUCUUUUUAGGAUCUGUUAAGAAUAAGAUUGAUAUUGUAUUGUGUGUAACCGGCACAAUGUGGAAAGCUGAUAUAGCUGUGCAAAAUAUUUGCCUCUGUGCUGUCAGUGUGAUGUGCUUUCUGCAUGGUUAUAUACUACUAGUGAUUUUAUCAGAACUUCUAAAAAUGAGUUACAUGGUAAGACCUGUUAAAGGCUGCAUAAAUGUUAGUUGGCACGUAAAGACAAUUGUAGAAGUUGAUGACAUGAUUGCUAUAUUUCAUUGUUUAUUCCCACUCAACAUAUUAUCUUCUAUGCUUUCUUUUUUGUUCAAAGCAUGAUCUUUGAGAUGUUUAAGUUAAUGGAUGUAAUGCAGGGUAUCUACACUGUAUCGGCGCAUGUUGGUGGCCCUUUGUGUCGUAGUUAAGUGCACAAGGGUGCAAGUUAAAAGCUACAGAGUGAAAGUUGGUUUGGAUCCUCUUCAUUUCAUUUGUUUGGCUUUUCUGUUGUUUUUCUCUACUUACGUGUAUUCCUGUGAAUAAAUCCUUGUUAAGUUAACCCUUUACUUUUCCUUCCAUGUGUAUUUUCUUAUGUACUGUGAAUGUGAAAACCUAACUGGUACACUUGAUCUUGUGUCCAUCUGAAAGUGCAAGUCUUUAUUAAUUUAGAUUACCUAAAGAGUGUAUCCCAUGAUGAUAAAGGAAAAUGGAGAGAUUUUAACUCUGCUGGUCAGAGGUGAAGCCACACCUUUCCAUUUUUCAAGUGCUGCGUAAUUAAUCUAUAAAACAAAAUUAAGCCAUAACAGCCUUUUUAUAGUUUUAGUUUCUUACCGUUGCAUUACAGAAUGAAUACUGGAUAACAGGUUUUGUAAGAACUUAAUCUUCUUUGCAUGGUUCUAUUCUUUAAGAAUGUUUGAAUAAUGUAGCCAUUGCACUGAAGUUUGAGUUGUGUGAUAAAUGCUGUUUAAAGAAGUUUUUUUUAAUGCAUGGUAGCAUGAACAAGUUUUACACAUUCCUUUUUUGGCUUUUCAAAAUGAUAAUAGAUUAUCUUGCUUGAAGAUAGUUUUGACAUAUACUGACUAAAUUCAGUAAUGCUAGUACAUGAUACUUACUCAUGUCGUUUAAUCAGAACUGCAUGUGGUGAUUUGCUUUCAAAUUCAGUUGCUUUGUUAGAAACUACAAAUCUUCCUUCUUGGCUAAUAAUUCUAGAGUGGGUAAUAGGUUUCUUUGACUAAAAAUAUGUCCGACGUAUUACUAUUAAAAUGUAGUGAGGUAGGCUCUUGUCCUAGACCCAAAUGUAUUUUAAUUUCUUGUAUAGGUUAAACAUUUGGCAAGUUUCAGGAAAAAACUACAGCUUUUCCAGAUUAAAAUUUUGUAUAUAAUAUAAAACCUACUUUAUAGUGCAGUGUUGUUUGGACUUUAUUUAAAUUCAGCUCUAACAAUUGCAGCAACCCCAUUAACUGGAGGAAAAAUCAGUCAGAUUAGCCCAUCAUAUCCACUUUUAUGUGUGUAUUUUAAAUCUGUAUCUAUAAACGUGUGACUGUUUACAGAUGUGAACUGAUUUGGUAUAGCAGUAAGGAAUAUAAUCAAAACAAUGCAAAAUUAAACAAUACUGCCAUAAUCAUAGUACUUUAAUAGGUCCUCUGGUAUAUUUUAAAGCAAAUUAAACCAUAUUCCUAAUGCAUAAUAGUACAGGCAUUUGCAGAAGACAUUUUAGGUUAUAACUUGAGGUAAGAAAAGUUGAUUCAGCAUUAACCGUUGUAAUUCAAAUUGUUGCAUCAUGGGAUAUAUAUAUAUAUAUAUAUAUAUAUAUAUAUAUAUAUAUAUAUAAAGCAUCUUAAUUCUUGUGGUGUAGUUUUUGACAGUUUUUGAAUGUUGACUGAAUGUUUAUACCAGUAGAAUUGUAUGUUUGUCUUUGUUACAUUCCAGUGUUUCUGCCUCUUGGCAUGCUAAAAGCACGGCUUACUUCAUCUGCUCCUUACGCACUGAAUAAAGUGCUGUUAGUGUGCUAAACUACAGAAAUAGCCGCUGCUAAGUGAUAAUGUAGAUUUUCUACUUGAAUAUUUUGUUGUAGGAACCUCAGGAGGUCAGUGUUUACUGUUUUUUAUAUGCCUUGUUUUUCCUGUUUGAGUUUCCCUUUUUGAAGGAUUCUAACAGUGAACAAAAGCUGCUGAUCAACCUAAGUUGGUAUCAGAAAGUGUAUUUAAAAUUUUAAAUGCACCUUUUUGGCAGUUCUAAAUUGCAGUUAAAUUAGUCUUAAAAUAAAGUUCAGUACGACAGUUUUUCAUUUAUACAUUCAGAAAACAAGUUGUCUUUUUUCAUUUAAAAAAAAAUUAUAGACUACUUCAUGACUUCAGGCAAUGUAAGCAAAAAUGAUCAAUUUUGUAAAUUUUUUGAAGCUUGAUUUUCUAAAUCAGUUUGUACAUAAUUAAAAUUGUAAUAAGCUAAUUCUUAUGUUUCAGUUUAUUGCUACUUACUAGAGGUUGUACCCAAGAGAUCACUUUUAAAAGAAUGGAUUUAAAAUUUAUAGCCAUUAUGAUUUUUAAAAUUUAAGUAGCAUAAAUUUUGUACUAAACAAUCUUGACACGCACUGUGAUUUUUUUUAAGACUUUCUUUAGCAUUGAUCUGAAUUACUUAAGCUGCAUAUAUGUAUAAUAUAAUCAAAUAUAUAUUCUAAAAUUUUAAGUGGCUUUCCUCAACUGAAACUCAUUGCUACGCCAACAUGAAAUAUUCAGAUACUAGUUUUAUCUCAGGUGAAUACUCUUGUACCCUUUUUGUUCACAACAUAUGUAUAAAACACGUCUUAAUUAUACCAGUUUAUGUAUUUCAUAUAUGUAUUUUCAUAUAUGUCUUAAACUCUUACAAUCUAAAUUAACCUGCUAUGGGACAAAAAUGAUUUUGCUUCACAUCAGUCACCUAUUUUAUUCAUAUUGAAUGUAUUAACAGAUAAAGGUGCAAAACAAUCUUUCCUGGAGAAGACUGCAUCCAUGCAUAACAGCAACUAAAAUACUUCAUAAAUAGUGCUUUAAAGCAUUGCAUAGGAAGUUUUUUGUUUCAAAUAUUAUAAAAAAAAAAAAAGUUAUAACUUGGCAUUAACUGCUUCUCAAUUUAUUUUUUUUUUUGUAAGGUGAUGGACCUUUAAAAUACUGUGGAAGGUCUACAGACUAUUACUUUUUUUUACUGUAGCUUUAGGUAAAGAUUCAGAUCUAUAAUGAAACUGCUGCUGUAAACCACUUAACACACAGUAAUGUAAACACUGUCGUUUGCAUACAGCAGUUUGCUUACAUAUUCAUUACAUAUUAUUGGCAAUACCUAAUCUUGGGUACAAGUUUGAUACACUAGUUGUAGGUUUCAUAUGUAUAUUCUUCAGUAUGACUUACAUCUGUCAGGUUACGAGACCUCUUCCUCCAGUACAAAAACGCUAUCUAUAGAUGGUUCUUGCUUUUUGCACUUAUUGUUGGAGCUAAAUCAGUUUUAGGUUAUUCUAAAUGAAAACUGUAAUGAGUACAUUGUGGCUUGCCUUUCCAAUGUGUAUUGUGCUAAAAUAAUAAAGAUACUUAUAAAUCUGAAUGUAUUCAUGCGAGGGGAAGUUAAAAUGGAUGUAUGAUAAGGUUAAUUCCCAUGCUUUGUUGGACAGUGUACUUUUAAACAAAUCUACUUUCCAAACAAGUUCAAAGCUUACAGCGUAGUAUCUCUUUUCUGUAAGUUGAUACUGUUGAGGUACUUUAUCCUUAAAUCUCUUUCUACAGAUGAGUAACAAAACUGGGAAAGCCUGGGUGACUUUUGUGGGAGCAAUGUUUGGACCACACUGUGUAAUCAGGUUUAUUUGGUUGUAGAAAUUUUCUAUGUUAAUAGUACCUUAUCUUACAAGGAAAAGGAGGUGGAUAUGUUGUAAAUGACCUAACUUAAUACCUAAACAGUUAUAAAACUGUUACGAUUGGAUGCAGUGAAUAAAAUAGUUUAGAAUUAGCAAAAUGACUGGAUCUUUCUGCUGACAACUUAGGUUGUAUGAGUUUUGCUUGAAAGCUUUAAAUCUCACGUUUCCUGUACCUGCCACGUUAGAAUGUUUCCUUCAAACAUAUCCUCCUGCAACUUCUCAAGCUGUACUAAAUUGAGUGAUAUUUCUUGAAGUCUGCCUCUGUGCUAAUAGAACUUCAUUUUAAAUAGAAUAUGGUUUUAAUUUUUGAUAAGCUGCUGAAUUUUAAAGAGUUUUUGGGGCCACCAAAUAUUUUGGAUCAUGCAGAGAAUAUAUAUUGUACUGUAGUAAUUUUGUAUUUACAUUUGUAUGAUGUGACAUAAUAGAUGUGAAUGUUAAUCACUGCUUGACUAUGUUAAUAAAGUUGUUUAAAUAUA
Chelonia mydas (Green sea turtle) is the source of this 9705-nucleotide messenger RNA. RefSeq names its product transportin 1 (gene TNPO1). Gene Ontology annotation, biological process: protein import into nucleus. The transcript has 24 exons. Gene Ontology annotation, cellular component: nucleus; cytoplasm. The record is from RefSeq and is a predicted model, not a curated record. Lineage: Eukaryota; Metazoa; Chordata; Testudines; Cheloniidae. Bases 1803 to 4319 code for a protein of 838 amino acids. Gene Ontology annotation, molecular function: small GTPase binding; nuclear import signal receptor activity.